Polistes dominula (European paper wasp) is the source of this 1061-nucleotide messenger RNA. RefSeq names its product piggyBac transposable element-derived protein 4. NCBI's taxonomy places the organism in Eukaryota, Metazoa, Arthropoda, Insecta, Hymenoptera, Vespidae. The record is from RefSeq and is a predicted model, not a curated record.
ACGUUGACUGCCACGCGUGUUUACAACAAAAUCCCCGUCAGGCCACCCGUGCCACUGUAAGAUGCGUGCUCUGCUACCGCAUGUCUGUUUACAUUUCUUUCGAAAUGAAAAAAAUGAAUGAAUAAUGAAAUGAAUAAUGAAAAAAAUGAAUAAUGAAAAAAAAAGAAACCCCGAUAUCUAUUACGAUCCUCAUUUAUCACGUUAUUACUCUGCACGAGCAGUUGUAAUCUUUGCCGUKUACUGAGUAGUACAACUAAUAUCUCUGCCCAUAAUUUUUCAAUAGUGAAGAGAAAGAUGAAAAAGUCAGUGUGCAGUGAUUCAUAUYGCAGUGAAAGGAAGACUAGUCACGCUAGUUGCUCAAAUUCGGAUAGCAGCGAUGAGGAAGUGAUCAGAUUGCCCAAAAGAAGAAAAGUAAAUCGUAUCAUAUCAUCAGAUUCUGAUACGGAUACGGAUAAAUGCAAUCUUAGUGAUAAUGAAUAUUAUGAAGAUACUAUUGACGAGAUGUUACGAGAUUUGGUCGUGGAAGAAGAAAGCAACGUUGAUGAUACUGAGGAAGCUCCAGUUCAACAAAGUGAAUGGAGUGAAUUUAGUGGUCGGCAAAAAUCAAUUUCUUUUCAAGAAACAGGCGGUCUGAAUAAGCAAUUACCUGACGAUAUAAAUCCGUAUUGCAUCGCCGUUCGCAGAAAUAAUUUGGGGAAAAGCCUUAGACGCGCAUGCAAGCGGUGUUACGCAAAUAAAAGAGAAGAACUGGAACGAUCAAAGGCACGAGCAAAUCUCAGAAAACCCGCUACUUUUUGUCCAAGCUGCCCUGGUCAACCGCAACUUUGCAGUGAAUGCUUCAAUAUUUUGCACUGUAAAUAAUUUUGUUAAUAAACGAUUUUUAAAAAAAUUCAACAGUAUUAUUAUCUCCUGUCAYAUAUUUAUCUAAAUAUGUUCGGAAAUCCUUUGGAAGGAGUCACCCGACGUGGCCUGAUGAGAACUCUUGCUGUCACCCGAAUACGGGUGACGUGGCCUGAUGAGAACUUUUGCUGUCACCCGAAUACGGGUGACACGGCAGUUAA